UAAAAACAACGCAAAACAAGUAAAGUCAACUCAUAGACCAAAAUACAGCGGUAGAAUAAACAGGUGUGAUUCGUUUGUUUAUUUGGUUAAAAGAUAAGAAAUGUUUAUAAAUUUGGCUUAGUUUGUAUAUAAUCGAGUAAAACAUAAAUUUCAAAAUUAAUUUAAUAACUAUAAAUUAAAUAAUUUGCUAUUAAAACAAAAUGGGAUGCGCUGAGAGUAAGGACAAUGAUGAACCUCAAAACAAUCGACCAAAAUAUAGAACAUGCACAGACACAUUUUGGCUAGGAAUUUACAUAUUAUUUUGGUUCUUUUUGAUUGUUAUAGCAAUAUUCUCUUUCGUGUACGGCAAUCCUUUGCGUGUUAUCAAUGGAUAUGAUUCUUUUGGUAAUACAUGUGGUGUUAAGCACAAUGAGCGUUACACCAAUUUCCCAUUAUCUGGCAUGGAUACAACAGACAAACCUGAGUUAUUUUACUUUGAUAUUAAGCACUUAAAACAAUCUAUUAAGCUAUGUGUAAAGGAAUGUCCACAAAAAACUCUCACCAAUCCGAAACAAGUAUAUGAUUAUUAUUUGGAUAGAAAAACUCAGUUAUGUCGCUAUGACUUUAAUAUGACUACGAUUGAUGAUUCAAUAAUUAAAUCAUCAAACUUGGAUAAAUUUUUUGAUUAUUUAGGUCCAUGCCCUACCUUUCCGAUUUAUGAGAGUACACCAGUUUUACAUCGUUGUGUACCAAAGGGAAAGCAAGAACAAGCUCAACAGAUAUAUAAAGUGCUCAAUAACUGGGAUGUUGCUCAGCAAUUUUUAGGCGAUAUAUACUCUACUUGGCAUAUAAUUGCUGUAAUAUGUGGUAUAUCAUUACUAAUAUCUAUUGCUUUAGUUAUUCUAAUGCACUGGUUAACUCGUAUUGUGUCCUGGCUGAUAUGUAUUUUAGUUAUAGUAGCGAGUGUUGGGUUAUCAGCAGCACUUUGGUAUGCAUACUAUAAUAUACGCCACAAAACAGGCAUUAACGUUCAAUAUUCUAUGUUGGAGGAAUUUGUGAGAAAUGAACAGGCCGUAUUUAUAUUAGCUGUACUGGCGACAAUAACUAUGAUUAUACUAAUUGUAAUUAUUUAUUUUCUUAAAAAUAAACUUUCUGGUUUAUCGGCAUUGUUUGAAGAGGCUGGAGAAUGUAUGAUGAGUUUACCUGGACUUCUUAUCGCACCACUAUUAGCUUUUAUUGCUUUGGCAGUGUUUUUGUCAUUUUGGGUUUUAGUAGUUUUAUGUAUUGCUACUGCUAGUGAACCUGGACAGAGUCCUAUACAACCUUUCGAUAAUUCAGUUACACAUCAACAAAUUGAUCUUACUCCUAAAAUGAAUAAUGGAACGGACUACAAAACAAUUCUGCGGGUUGAAUAUACAGAACAAACAACUUUGCGUAGCAUGUUUUGGGUGUACGUAGUGGCUCUAAUAUGGACUACUGAGUUUAUUUUCGCCUGUCAACAGUUUGCAUUAGCUGCAGCGGUAGCAUUUUGGUACUUCAAAAAACCAACAACAACACCUACUACAUACGCCAUUGGUAAACUCGUAAAAUACCAUUUAGGUACUGUAGCUAAAGGAUCUUUUGUAAUAACACUUUUCAAAAUACCGCGUUUAAUAUUGACAUAUUUAUACGCAAAAUUGAAGAAAGGGGAAGACAAAGGUUCUGAGUGUGCAGCUUGUUGUCUUAAGUGCUGUAUAUGCGGUUUUUGGUUGUUAGAAAAAUUUAUACGUUUCCUUAAUCACAACGCUUACACUGUUGUUGCAAUAGAAUCAAUAAAUUUCUGUCCAGCUGCGGGAAUUGCUUGGAAUGCGAUGGCUACAAAUGUAUUACAAGUUGCAACUAUUAAUAGCGUUGGAGAUUUCGUGCUAUUUCUGGGUAAAAUUGUGGUAGCUGCUUUGUCUGGUUUAAUUGGAAUUUUUCUGUUGAAAGAAAGACCUGGCUUAAAUUUUUAUAUAGCACCUGUAAUACUUAUAAUCAUUUUCUCAUUUUUCAUUGCACAUAUUGUUUUAUCACUAUUUGAGAUGGUUGUGGAUACAUUAUUCCUAUGUGUUUGUGAAGAUAAAACAAUUAAUGGUCGUGCAGGCCGUUGGGCGCAAAGUAAUUUAGCAAAAUUACUUGGAGAAGAACCCCUUCAACCCGGUGAAGAGCCACCUAUUCAAGUAGUUGAAAUGAUGCCCAUUAAUAAGCAGCCUUUUAGUAUGACUAAAAUAGGUUCAAGUGAUGUUGUAGAUGCGUAGAGGAGUAUAAUGCAAAUGAACAAUCAAAGUUUAAGACAUAUUUAUUCGUAUAUACUUAAGAGUAAUGUUAAAAACGUUUCCAUUUUUGAUGUUGAAAACGCACAAUUUAAACGUAUCCACAUGUAUAUUAUUUAAAAAAAAAAUAUUUGUUUAGCUUUUAAUGUGAUUCAUAAAAUUGUUUUCCUUUCAAACUUCCCUGUUUUUUUGUAAAAACAAGUAAAUCUAACUUUUUUAUUAUAAUUAUUCUUCAUCAAUGUGCUUUAUGUGAAAAACAGUCAUAAUGAAAAUGUACAAAAAAAGGCAUAAUAAAUAUUAAAUUUCAUAAAUUAGUUUUACAUAAA
Teleopsis dalmanni is the source of this 2596-nucleotide messenger RNA. It is a transcript of the gene Ctl1, whose product is annotated as choline transporter-like 1. The coding region runs from base 201 to 2255 and encodes 684 amino acids. Gene Ontology annotation, biological process: transmembrane transport. Gene Ontology annotation, molecular function: transmembrane transporter activity. NCBI's taxonomy places the organism in Eukaryota, Metazoa, Arthropoda, Insecta, Diptera, Diopsidae. Gene Ontology annotation, cellular component: membrane. The transcript has 9 exons. The record is from RefSeq and is a predicted model, not a curated record.